AUGGAGCAACAGGUGCUCCAUCUGCUCCAAGCAACGACGCGACCAGACACGACCGUCAUUAGAGAUGCCGAGCAAGGUCUCCUUAGUCUCUACCCUCAGCAAGACUUUCCUUUCGCUCUCCUGACCAUUGCUUCACACAAUGACGUAGAGCCUAGCUCCCGCAAGGCCGCAUUGACAGCUCUGAAGAACUAUGUCUCUGCCACGUGGUCACGACAGUUCGACGAGACAUUCACAGGAAACGUAUACCUCAACGACGAAGCCAAAUCGGGGGUCCGUGACCGAGUCUUCACCAUCUGCACGCUUGGGGGCGAUCAAGUACCUCAAGAUGCAGCCAUCCAGGCACUCGCUGCGGGUGUAGCGAGCAAAAUCGCCAGUGUCGACUUUCCAGAUGCGUGGCCUUCGCUUUUACCCUCACUACUCACAAUCCUAAAUUCUUCAACAGACGAUGCGCCAAUCCAUGGGGCUUUGCGCGUUCUCUCCGAACUGAUUGAUGAGGGCUUGACGGAAGAACAGUUCUUCUUCAUUGCACGGGAUCUGGUCAAUGCCUUACAGCAUGUUGCUGUUGACAGCGCCCGGAGCUUAAUAGUGAGGGCGAUGACUCUCAAUGUUUUCAGGGCUUGCUUCGAGAUGCUGGAGAUGGUGAUGGCUGAUCAUGGAGCUGCGGUGAAGGUGUUCCUGAAUGAGUCGUUGAAGGCUUGGAUGCCCUUUUUUAUGGAAACACUGAAGCAGCCGCUGCCCCCUUCUGUGAAACCUGAAGAUGCGUCCUUCCGGGGCCUUGUAGCGCUGAAAGUUCAGGUCGUCAAGACGCUCGACAAACUCCGACAAGUCUAUGUGCAGGCUCUCUCCCCGCAUGCGAUGGCCCUGUUCCAAACUAUUUGGGAAGAAUUAUCAAGAGUUGCGCCGGUUUAUGCUGAACUCUUCAUUGACGGCACCGCCGAAGGCAAACUUGUCGACAGCGACAAUCUAUCUUGCAGCUUGGACGCGUUGAUUCUUGAAGAGCUCGAUUUCUUGCAAGUCACAAUCAGAGCUCCUCCAGUCCGUAAAGAGCUCACAGCCCAAAUGCAGCAACUCGGUGACGCACAGCAUACUGUCCCUUGGCUGCAAGAAUUGAUUCGCGUAUUGGUCCUGUAUGCCAGGAUCCCAAAGGAGGAGGAAGCACUAUGGGAAUACGACGCCAACUUGUAUCUCUGCGAAGCAACGUCACUUACAGCAAAUUACACACCCCGAGCAGCAUGUGCGGAAGUGGCGGUGCGAAGUUUAGGAGAAUGGUUGAAACAAAUUCCCAUCGUGGCUAUGCUGCAUUUCAAGCGGCAUAACCUCCCGAGCCAGACAUCAGGGUGGAAAGAACGCGAAGCACUUGUCUAUAUCCUCAACCAAUGCCUGAAAGACGUCGACGAAAUCUCUGGAAAGCUCAGUCCUCAAACAUCUUCAGCAGUACUGGAAGGACUCUCGGGGACACUUCAACACCCCAAUCACUUCAUGCGUGCGGCUGGACAAAUGGCCCUGGGAUGUUUCUUCAAGGUGGCUACCGGCGAUCAGUUCGUCGAGGCUGGCGCCAUUUCAUUCACCAAUGCUGUAACUGCCUCAUCUAUGGACGAAUCUGACGUGGUCAAAGUCGCGUGUCUGAGCAUUUUGCAUGAAUACCUCGACGCACUCCCUCAGAGCAUUACACGGCCAAUGCAAAAUGCAGUUAUCAACGUGGUGGGUGAAUUUAUCUCCUCGCACGACCUUCGCGACGAUCUCGAAGAUGCCGACGACGUCAAAGCGGCGUUAAUCCAACUCCUUCGCGACGCUAUCAUGCUGGACACAUCUACGAUCACCGCUGAAGGAAACAACGCAAUCGACUUGUUCUUCACGUUGGCAUCGGACGGCGCGUCAAAUUUCCAACUCUUCACUCUCCUCACAGAGGCAUUCGAGGGAAUCGUCUCGUCGGUGUCCUCUUCAGGACAGGAACCGUACGUGCGACUAUGUGCAAGAACCAUUCCGUCUCUCACAGGCGCUUUCGACAUUGCCAGUAUGACCCAAGAAUCCGCAUUAACGAAUCUGGCCGCUGAACUCGUCUCUGCACUCGCCGAAUUCGGUUCCGACCCCCUACCUUCUGGCUUCGUGCAAGCUGUAAUGCCAAAGUUACAACGUGUGCUAAUGGAAGCUGUUGAGCCUGAACUGGUGCGCCCAGCCACCUUGGCGCUCAACCACAUGCUAUCAAAGGGCACGCAACAGUUCCUGUCCUGGACUGACUCUCAGGGGAAGUCCUCGAUCGAGGUGACAUUGACAAUCAUAAACCGCCUGCUCAACUCCCCAGACGUAGACGAGAAUGCGGGCCAAGAAGUCGGCGGGCUUGCGUCAUCUCUGGUCACAAAGUUUGGAGCCGAUAAACUGGGGCCAUUUCUGAUGGACUUGCUCCGCGCAGUGGCUGUCCGUCUUGCAACUGCGGAGAGAAUCCAGUUCAUUCAGAGCCUUUGCAUGGUUUUCGUGGGCCUCUCUCUCGCGGCUCCCAAGGAAGUUCUCGAUUUUCUGAGUGAGGUGAACAUCAACGGCACGAACGGGCUGAGCGUGGUCUUGACAAAGUGGCUUGAGAAUUCUGUGCACUUCGCCGGGUUUGACGAGGUGAGACAGAAUGUGGUGGCGUUGUCAAAGAUAUUCGCAUUGCGCGAUCCCAGAGUCCACGCCGUGAGCGUCAAGGGGGAUUUGAUCGUGGACGCUCAACCGGGCGGACGCAUCAAGACGAGAUCACAGGCGAAGCUAAACCCCGAUCGAUGGACGCAGGUCCCGGCGGACCUAAAGAUUCUGAAAAUCAUGGUCGACGAGCUCGCUAACGCUGCUACCUCGAGGUUUCCUAGCCUUGCCGCCGCUCAAGCGGCUGCGGACGCUCUGGACGAAGAAGACGAAGAAGCCGAAGACGCAGACGAGUGGGAGGACGUCGGAUCGGCUGGGGCCCUUGAUCUGGCCAGCGCGAGCGUCCGAAACGAGCUGAUGUCCCUCAUCGGCGGCGGCGGUGGCGACGCUGCGGGCGACGAAGGACUCAGUCCCACGGGGUCGAGAGCGCGGGACGAAGAGACGGCCGAGUACUUGUUGCAGUGGUUCAAGAACGAGGCUGGACGGGACGGCUUCGCGGCGCUGUUUGAACAGCUGACUGAGGAGGAGAAGGGGAAGUUGAGAGAGUUGGUUGCUUGA
Messenger RNA from Cladophialophora bantiana CBS 173.52, 3174 nucleotides. RefSeq lists its product as uncharacterized. The coding region runs from base 1 to 3174 and encodes 1057 amino acids. The transcript has 2 exons. Lineage: Eukaryota; Fungi; Ascomycota; Eurotiomycetes; Chaetothyriales; Herpotrichiellaceae. Gene Ontology annotation, biological process: protein import into nucleus. The record is from RefSeq and is a predicted model, not a curated record. Gene Ontology annotation, cellular component: cytosol; nuclear envelope. Gene Ontology annotation, molecular function: small GTPase binding.